This is a messenger RNA of Dibothriocephalus latus, 273 nucleotides long. The record is from the annotation of a GenBank genome assembly. NCBI's taxonomy places the organism in Eukaryota, Metazoa, Platyhelminthes, Cestoda, Diphyllobothriidea, Diphyllobothriidae.
AUGCUAUGCGUAGCCGUAAUCAUCAACAUCAUCAUCCUGUUCACUAUCAUCCCCUUCAUAAUCGUCAUGGUUGUCGUCAUGAGCAUCCUCAUUUUCAUAAUUUUUGCCCCCAUUCCCGUCGUCGUCGCCGUCGUCAUCAUAAUCAUCAUCGCUGUCACCCUGUGGCGGACGGCCAAAAAUGCUGUCCGUGUUCUUUGUUCAGUGUCCUUUGCCCCAACCACAUGCGACUUCGGAGGCAGCUGUUUCCGCCUCGCUGACCUGAGGACCACUUGA